AUGACCGAUUUUGAUGGGGUAAGUUAGCAAAACUCGAUUAAUGUGCUAUAAAUAAUGUAUUUAGAACCCGACUUCGUUGUAUAGUGUGAAAGGAAUCGUGAUUUUGGACCAGGAUGGCAAUCGAAUCAUUGCCAAGUAUUAUGACCACCAAAAUUUUGGAUCGGUGAAGGAGCAGAAAGCUUUUGAGAAGAAUAUGUUCUCUAAAACAAGCAGAAACACAUCGUGUAAGUUUUUUCCGCAAAAAAAUCUGAAAUUAUCGAUUUUUCCAGCCGAAAUCUUGUUGCUCGAUGGAGUAACAUGUAUUUAUCGCACCAACGUCGACUUAUAUUUUUAUGUCUUGGGAAGCACACGUGAAAAUGAGCUGAUUUUGGAGAGUGUUCUCACUUGCUUGUAUGAUUCGGUUUCCACGGUUUUGCGCAAAAAUGUCGAGAAAAAGGCUUUGAUUGAUGCGAUGGACACCGCAAUGCUCAUUAUUGAUGAGAUUUGUGAUGAGGGGUAGGUUUUUGAUGGGUUUUGGGAUGUUGGGGAGGAAAAAUGCGGAAUUUUGACACCAAACAUGCAUAUUUUGGGUCUUUUGGAGUACUGUAGAUUUUUGGCGCGAAAAAAUGCUUCUAGACCCAAAAUUCUUGGGUCUCUUGGCGAUUUUUCCCGCCAAAAAUCUACAGUACUUCAAGAAUUCGUGUCGAGACCGAAUUUAGGCUCAAAAUGACGGAAAUACCGUAUUUUUGAAAAUUUAAAGGAACAUGGCCUUAUUUAAACCCAAAAUUGGAAAUUUUUGAGUCUUGGGCCGAAAUUCAGGUAGAUUUUCGGAGUACUGUAGAUUUUUGGCGGGAAAAAUCUACAGUACUUCAAAACAUCGUGUCGAGACCGAAUUUAGGCUCAAAAUGACGGGAAUACCGUAUUUUCAUAAUUUAAAGGAACAUAGCCAUAUUUAUAUUCAAAAAUACCGUAUUUUUGAAAGUUUAAAGGAACAUAGCCUUCUUUUAGCUCAAAAAUACCGUAAUCUCGUGUCGAGACCCAAUUUAAAGGAACAUAACCAUAUUUAUAUUCAAAAAACCGCAGAUUCAGACUUAGCCUAACUCCAGGCUUGUUUAGACUCAAAAAACUCGCUUUUUCAAAAAUUUAAAGGAACAUAGUCAUAUUUAUAUUCAAAAAUACCGUAUUUUUGAAAAUUUAAAGGAACAUGGCCUUAUUUAGACUCAAAAACACCGUAUUUUCGAAAAUUUAAAGGAACAUAGUCAUAUUUAUAUUCAAAAAACCGCAAAUUCAGACUUAGCCUAACUCCAGGCUUGUUUAGACUCAAAAAAUGCGCAUUUUCUUACAGAAUCAUCCUCGAAACCGAUGCUCCAUCAAUUGUGAGCCGAUGCGCCUUGAAAUCCGAUGAAGUCUCCUUCUCCGACCAAUCUUUCUCGUCUGUUGGAAUGUCGUUCAUCGAAAGUGCCAACAAGCAAUUCAAAUGGUCGCUUUUGAAGUAA
Messenger RNA from Caenorhabditis angaria, 1475 nucleotides. Lineage: Eukaryota; Metazoa; Nematoda; Chromadorea; Rhabditida; Rhabditidae. The record is from the annotation of a GenBank genome assembly.